CUGUUACCGGCUCGCGCUCUGAGAUUCUUCUAGGUAUGCGAGACAGCGAAAAAUCAACGCUUGCCUCAUGUCGAACUACUGUGCUUUCGCGAUCUUGCUAGCCAAGGACUGACAACGAUGCAGCAACUCAACUUUCCUCCUUUCCUUGCUUACCUUCUUCCUCUCUCUCAUUUCGCUCCAUCGAAAGUCGGGCAGAAUGGGGGGUCGCAAGUGCAAUUUCUGUCGCGUGGGGUUCCAGAGCGAAGCUCUCUUAGAGGCUCAUGUUCAGAACGCUCACAAGACAGCUUUCCCUUGCCCUUUCAUGGGUUGCAAAGAGACCUUCGCGAGUAGGACGGAUAAGGAAGAGCAUUAUUGCAACCAUUUUCCACCCACUGCUUCACCGCAGCCUACCCAGCAGCGAUCAGGUCCAGCUCGACAGGCUUCCAACGCCAAAGUCGCUCCCGCGCAGUACCAGGCAAAUACGAAUGGCUCCCGCUUCCCUACAAAGGGUACUUCAGGACAGCCUCAGCAGCGACCAGGACCGGCCCGUUCCGGCUUUCCCGAAACUGGAUUCGCGCGUAGAAACUCACCUGCCACUAUCUCGCCUCUACGGACGUCAGCGUCAAGCAGUUCUCUGCCGAGACCGGAUACAUCCAGCAGCGCGACAGUCACCAGUCACGAGGCUGAUUUGUUCCACUGCGCCAUGUGUCCGCAAACCUUUCUGAAUAGGCCAGACCUGAAUUUGCACAUGUCAAGCCAUAUCGCCCCUCUGGCCCAGCACUGCGAGGAAUGCAACUCGUCCUUCCCCUCAAUUGAGGAAUUCAAUAAGCACAAGCAAUCAAGGGGCAACUGUUCACUUGCCGAUAAACAAGAGUACAAAUGUUUGGAGUGUGGGAAGUUACAUGAGACGCUGGCGGGCCUGCAGGCGCAUGAAAAGUCGGUGCACAAGCCGUCCAUCCUAGCCCACAUCCGUGCGAUCACUGCCCAUAUGCCGCCCACGGCCCCGCAGCAGACGCAGCAGAUGCACGAAAAGGCCCCGCAAGGACCAGCGCAUCAGGCCUUUGGAGGUACAGGCUUGCAGGCGCAUACGGAAUUGCAGCAGUCUCCACCGUCCUAUCGCGUGCAACUGCCGCCAGCACAACAAGGCCGCGCGCGUCCAUCGGCUCCUCUGGUCUAUCCUAUUGCAACGCUUCUUAAAACACGUCCUGCUGCAACUCCUUCGCCACCACGCCGUGCGUCAACUAAGCCUCCUCCUCAGCAUUAUGCUCCCGCAAAUGCUCCCCGUGGACCAGCGGGUGCGGCUACGCGAGGCUCUUCUAAACCUCCAUCGAAGCCGUUCGCAGAAGCCACACAGAAACUCCAAGAGAUAUCAUCACGCACCACCGACCUACAGCUACCUGACCGUCCCAAAUACAACCUCCAGGGCGAGAUUGCCUACAACGAUCAUAUCUGGCAUGGUGUAGCGUUUGAGCAUCAUGAUAUAUUGCUCAAAGCACUUUACUGGCGAUGCCACGUGUCUAUUGCGGAUCGAAAGACUAAAUCGAUCCCUAGCGCAUUCGAUGACGCGCAUUCCAAUGAUGGCCAGGAAGACUCCGCCUUUGAGCUCUCCCCUGCACCGGCUCAUGGAGUACAGAAGCAAACAGCGGUCACACUGGCCUGUCACAAGGUCAUUGUCGAGGGUGGCAUGAACGAGAUUGUUCUCCUUUCAGUGCUUGACUUCUUCACGGGAGAAGUCCUUCUGAAUCAUCUCGUGCUCCCGGAAGACCACGUCGAGAAUUGGCGCACUAGGAUCACUGGUUUCAAGGAGAAGACCAUUCCGGACGCUGUUGAAGCUGGUUAUGCUGUGCUGGACGGAUGGAAGGCGGCUAGGCAAGCUCUGUGGCUACUCAUCGAUGCUAGCACGGUUAUUGUCGGUUACCAGCUCCGGGAGACUUUAGAUGCGCUGAGAAUGAUCCAUGGCUGUGGGGUGGAUGGAGCUAUUCUGGUCCAGGAAGCAGCGGGUACUAGCCUAAGCAAGAAGGAGUUGCGACUCGAAAACCUUUCGCGCGAUCUUCUUGGCCAAGAACUCAAGAGCGACAACGAAGCCGGGCGCGAUUGUCUCGAGAUUGCGUUCGCGGCCCGAGAAUUUGUCAUUUGGAGCACGAAGAACAAGGAGCAGCUGGUCAAGUGGGGCAAAGCAAAGGCUGUUGGGGGGGAUGAGGAGGCAGAGCUGAUUCGAAAGCUCAAGGAGGAGCUGGCCGCCGAGUCUGAGGUACGCCAGGAGUCAUCGGCGGAGAAUGGAGAUGAAUUCACCUAGGCUACGGACAGAGGUGGAUUCCAAGGUGAGUCUAACAGGGCUGGAUGAUGUGGCUGCUAGGUGGGCGAAAAUGAGAGCCUGAAUGUCUCGACCGACCUACAGCUGUGGGGCGAUUGGCCGCGGGAUUUGGAGGGAGGGCCUGUUUGUUUUUUGUUUGUGCUUGGCGGAGUUGGAGGUAGCCCCUAAUUGUCCCCUAAUUCCAUGGAGGUGUAAGAUAGUAUGGAGAACUUGAUAGGACGGAAUAUGAAAGAUGCCCUCAAGCGUGCGCCUUCUUUGCGAGGCGUGAGACCGACACAGCGUUAGGAGAC
Messenger RNA from Mytilinidion resinicola, 2583 nucleotides. RefSeq lists its product as uncharacterized. Lineage: Eukaryota; Fungi; Ascomycota; Dothideomycetes; Mytilinidiales; Mytilinidiaceae. The record is from RefSeq and is a predicted model, not a curated record. Gene Ontology annotation, cellular component: nucleus. The transcript has a single exon. Gene Ontology annotation, molecular function: exonuclease activity; nucleic acid binding. Bases 197 to 2275 code for a protein of 692 amino acids.